AUGGGUCCUCCAAUUUUUCUUCUUGUCACAAUUUCGAUAAUUGGAGAAGUGAUGGCGGCUGAAACUUGUUUGAGUCAACCUCAACUUUUUGGUGUGAUUUUUGGAUCAGUGGCUGCAGCUUUUUUGAUUGCUGGUACUUUGGCUAUUUUGAUGUAUAUUUGCUUCCGUAAAAAUUGUAAGUUUUUCAAAGGAUAAAAAAUUACUGUAAAUUUGAAACUCCAAGAUUUUAAAACGUAAAUUGAUAAACUCAAAAUUAAUCAUGGGAAUCAAUGACCUUUCAAGUAUAUUAAUUUUUUCCAAUGAUGAUCUACAAAUUUCAAGAACACUUUCUGAUCAUAAAUCUGAAGACUCAGCUAGACUAUUUUUCAGCUGAGAUCAAAGAAACCGAUAAUAAAUCUGCGUAUGCUAAUGAUGCGUGUGAUGUCGAAGACAAAGCAGUUGAUGCCACUAAAAAAACAACAAAUAAAGACAAAAUGACAAUGAUUGACUCUUUCAAACUUCGGAAAAAAUGUGAAGACAUUGGAACUCAAAAAGCAUAUUCAAUGGAAUAUAUAAACGAAGUUGAGGGAAAAGUUGGUGUACAACUUCGAGCUGAAGAUGUUAGUGGAUUGGGAUUUAAUAUUCAAGGAAAUAUGAAUGAGGGAAUAUUUGUUAAAGAGAUUAUAGCAAAAGGUAUUGCUGAACAAUCUGGAAAUAUUUUAGUUGGAGACAAAAUCAAAAGUUUGACCAUUUGUUUUGAAAAUAUGGUUUAUCAGGAUGCUAUCACUAUUUUGAGUUAUGCCUCACCUUAUAAAGUAAAACUUGAACUCGAAAGAAAACUCGCUGAUAAUGGAAAUACAAGUGAUAGUGAUGAGGAUAAAGAUGCUAGAUAUCAUCCACUUUUCCGAUCGAAUACUUUAACUCAUGUUCAUUUCAAUCCUUUGGGAUCAGUUUCAAGUUCACCAAAACCACAAAGAUGUGCAUCAGCUAAUUCUAAUCAGAAACAUGCUUUGCCAAAGAAAGGUUAGUUCAAAAUAAUAACUAUAUGUACAUCUAUAUAUAUAUAUAUAUAUAAUUAUUUUCAGAACCUGUUCUUAUUGCUGAACCCGAUUCUACAAUCGUCGACGAAUCUUCAAUUCGUGAGGAUUCUAGUAGUCGUUUAGAGAGUAGUGAUUAUGGAAGUGAUGGAACAUCAGAAUGUCGUGAAAGCACAGCAAGUGAUGGAACUCAAAAGACUUUAAGUGAUCGAAUAGAGAUCACUGAUAUUAUUUUUGAUAAAGUUUCGUCUCCAACACCACCGCCACAUAGAAAAUUGGAACAAUGUACAGAAUUGCCACCAAAAGUCAAAAAAGUUGUGUCACGAGUGAGUUCUUGAAAAUAGUGAGAAAUAUUGGGGUUUGACUUUAUCAUUUUCAGUCACCGUCUCCAAAACACAAACCUCCACCAUCACCAAAAAUGAACCGAGCAACUUCACCAAUCAAACCUUUACGACAAGAAGAUUCAACAACUCAAACCUCCAAGCUCCGCGCUGAUACAAAACCAACUCAAACAGAUCCACCAACACCACCACCAAUCAGUUCAAUUCCAGUUAGAAAAGAAAAUGAAACACAAACACAAGCCCCAUCAAUUCCAAUCAGACCACCAACUCCGCCGCCAGCAACACCUUCAAAAAUUGUGGAAGAGGAAAUAACACCAAAAGGACCAGAAAUAACUGAAGCUCGUGUUUCUAGAAUACCAAAACGAUCAGAUAGUAUAAAAACACCAGUUGUUGAACGAAAAUUACCAGCUCUACCAAAAAGUGUAACUCAACGAAGUCACAGUGCUGAUAAAAAUGAUAAUGUUUGGUCGAGGUUGUAUCAAGAGAAAAAAGGACAAUUAAGAAAAACUCGAGAAUUAUCAUCACCGCCAACUGUGCAUUCCGGAAUUCCACUGCCAACAAGUUCAAAAAUUGUGACAUCAACAACAACACCACAAAAAGAGGAUAGGUAAAAAAAGUAUUUGAAAGAAAAAAUGUAUCAAGAUUAUUUUCAGAUAUGGAACACUUACACGAGAAAAACGAGAUCGACUUAUGGCAAAUGACGCUGAAUUAGAUCGACAGAGAGAGGAACUCAAAAAAUUGGGAAUUUUAUAA
Messenger RNA from Caenorhabditis angaria, 2110 nucleotides. NCBI's taxonomy places the organism in Eukaryota, Metazoa, Nematoda, Chromadorea, Rhabditida, Rhabditidae. The record is from the annotation of a GenBank genome assembly.